AUGGAGGCCUUAGACGGGCCGGUGCUGUUUCGUGUCGCGGACGCUACCGGCGAUGCGGUUACCACCAUCGCUAACAUCGCUUCGGUCUCCCGCGCCUUCGCCCGUGUCGCCCGCUCGGAGCUAUGGCCACGUUAUUGCAUCGAGCGCGCCGCCGUUGCCGAAGACGGCGAGGCGGCGGCGGUGGCGACGGUGGCGGCGCGGCUGGUGCGCGAGGCGGGCAGCGCCGAUGCGCCGCGAAACGCGGCGAGCAGCCUGGCGCGCUGCAUGAGUGCGUGCCCGGGCGUUCUACCCGCCUGCUCCAUCGCGCUGCGGGUGAACGCGGCGCUGCACUCUAAAUUGGACCGGUGGUCGCGUUGGCCCGAGGAAGACUCAACAAAAUCGUGGAGCGAGACGGAGGAGGAAAGCGGCAUAGACGGGGGAAGUGUGGGUGUGGGAGGCGGCAAGAGCGUCAAUUCUCAUGUCAGCGAUUCUCAUGUCAGUGACUCCUCUGUGCUGUGCUCCGCGCUCGCCACUCGGCUCUUUUUAGACGAGUGCUUCCUCCCCGCCUCCCCUUUCCGCCCAUCGCCGCGCUUUUUGGGCGAGGUGGAAGGGGACGAAAGGGGGAAAGCUAGGGAGGAAGAUGGGGGGGAAGGAGCGCAGGAGGGCGCGGCGGUGUUGAUGGCAACAGGGGACUGUGGGCGGGAGCACAGGGCUGGGUUUGAACGAUGUCAAGUGGUGCGGGGAGCGAUUGCUGGGUUCAAGCACUCGCGCUUUCACUGGAUGCUGCAAGGCCAGCCGUUUGAUCCUUGCACAUGCCCCUUGUGCCACGACCAGGUGAGAUGGUCAGUGUUCAAUCAUGCCAGGUGUUCAAUCAUGCCAGGUGUUCAAUAA
Molecule: messenger RNA, 870 nt
Organism: Closterium sp. Naga37s-1
Lineage: Eukaryota; Viridiplantae; Streptophyta; Zygnematophyceae; Desmidiales; Closteriaceae
Source: the annotation of a GenBank genome assembly